Molecule: messenger RNA, 15604 nt
Organism: Macrobrachium nipponense
Lineage: Eukaryota; Metazoa; Arthropoda; Malacostraca; Decapoda; Palaemonidae
Product: cilium assembly protein DZIP1-like
Exons: 2
Coding region: 42-3101 (1019 amino acids)
Biological process (GO): cilium assembly
Cellular component (GO): ciliary basal body; cytoplasm
Source: RefSeq, a predicted model, not a curated record
AAUGUGUAACACUUUGAACAAGAGCAUCUAAGAAAAAGCUUAUGAUGAGGACCAGGCUGGGUUCUAUGUCACCAGCUGGGGGAUCAGUCAUUCCUCCAACUGUGGAGUUUCCCUCUCAGAGACGAGAGAGGGUUGACUGGCAUAAAUUGGCUUCAGUUGAUCUUCAUGAUCUAGCAUCUGGAUGUAGUAUAGAAUUUCUUCAAGAAAACAUUUCACAUGUAACUUUUUGUGAUGCUGAAGCUGAGUUUGACCUUAGCACACCUUCAGGUCAACGAAGCCUUCUGAAAAUGUAUCGACUAGCUCAGUUGAUUAUCCAGUAUCUUUUCCUGUCACAGGAAUAUAUAGAGAGUCAACUACAACAGUCCCAGGAUGAUGUACAGCAGAUUACAGAGAAGUAUCAACAGGUUAAAUCUAAACUACUCCAACAAGUAGAGGAAGCUAAAAAAAUGAAAGCCACAAAUAAAAAUAUGAGGGAAACGGUCAAGUACGUAAACUCUGUUGCACUUGCUAAUGGAAUCUUCCAGCCUUCAAAAUGUCCCAUAUGUUGCAAAACAUUCAGAGAUUUGGAGUUCCUUCAGUCUCAUGUAUGGCGUAAACAUCCCAAUCAGGCUAGUUCUGUUGUUUUGCCUCAAGCUUCUACCAGUGCUCAGGUAUGUGCUAUAUCUGUGGUCAAUAAAGACAGUAAAACUGUGGAAGUACAAUCUGUGGCACCUGAUUUAUCUGUGCCAGUCCAAGAGCCAGCAAAAACUAAUGAUGUUGAUGCAUUUAGAUUAUUGGAAAUUGAAAAGAAAUUUGAUGCCAUGAAUGAAAAUUUUAAUAGAAUGUUGAUAGAUAUGGAAAAUCAGAAGUAUAUGUUAGAAAAAGAAAAUGAGACAAGAAAAGAGGAAAUAAAAAAGGCAUGGGCAGAGAAACAUGACAUAGAGAAAGGCUAUGAAUCUCAGUUAAGGAAGCUAAGUGAGCAUAUUGCACAACUUCAGGAUGCAGGAAGAGAACAAAUCAUAUCUGUAGAUAAUGAAAGCUUACUUAAUCAUAUUAGGAACCAAGAUGAGGAAAUAAAAGCUCUAAAGUUACAAAUUGAAGCUCAAAGUACAAAUGCAAGUAGAGAGGAAAAAGGAAAAGAGGAUAUUGUAGAUGGUAUUUCUAAUGAACUUCAUGACCUAAAGUUACAACUUCAACAGCAAAAGAAAAAUCACAAGCGUUCUUUAGCAGAAAUCCAAGGCAACCUUCGCAAGGAGUAUGAAGAUGCACUGGAAACUGAAAAGCUGAGGCUUCAAGCAAUGAUGAGAGACAUAGCUCGUCAUGAAUCCUAUGGGAAUGAACAUUUAGAAAAUUCAAGAAAGCCAGUGAACCAUGAUUCUGGGAAGAGAAGGUACCAAGAAAACUCUAGUAAAGGAGUUGCUCAAGAGUCCUUGGGAAAAGCUGCUAAUCGGGAACCUUCAGGAAAAGUUUUUAGGGAAUCUGCUGGAAAAGAUGUUUCUCAAAAGCCUCCUCCUUCUCCAAAGGUAACUCUAGCUAAAAAGCCUCCUGUACCUGACAGAUCUACAAAAUCACCUGUCAAAAGCCCAGAGAUGUAUGAAGAUAGUGUUCAUACAUUUUCAUAUUCACGGGGUUCAGGGUCUGAUUCUAUGUAUGGAAGAGCACCUCAGUUACCAUCUGACAGUGACUCUGAGAGUGAAACAGAUACAUCUCAGUGGAAUCAAAGUGAUUUGAAAAUUCAACACUUACGGAUUACCAGUACUGAUGUUGAUGAUGAACAAAGGUCUGAGUCUGAUCGUGAAUCAGAAAAUUCUACAGAAUCAGAAGAGGAGGAGUCUUCAAUUCAUGAAGAGUCAUCUGAUUCUUUGACACUGGAUACAUUACUAAAGGAAAAUCCACAGUUGUGGAUGCAAAUGAGAAAAGCCACGUCAGAGGUUUUGUCUUCAAAAUUAUUGCAGUUAGGAGUGCAGUCAUCUGCUAAAGGUCUCAAGACUGAUAUUUUAACAUCUUGUUUGUCUCAUUUGAGGAAAGAAAGAAGAAAGUAUGAAGAGAAGUAUGAAAACUUCAGUGAAUUACGAAAGAGGCUAGGGAAUGAAGUAAAUGCCAAAUUAGAUGAUAAAAUAGAAAAUGUUGAAAAUUUAUCAAAAGUUGAUACUGUUGAAGAAACUGUUAAAAGUAAUAAGAAAAAACAGUCAGGUGUUCUCUCUAGAGUUAUGCAUAAUGUCCGUUCAAAAGUGAAAGAAAGUUCAAAAGUUCUUUCUACAUCAGUAUCAAAGACAGGGGAGUCAAUGAAGUCUGGGGUUAAGGAAAUUUUACAUUUAGACUCUGGCUCUAAUGAUGUUAAAGUCAUUUCCAGACCAGGUAGUGCUGUUUCUAAAGUGCAUAGCAAGACUAGUCUGAAAGAUGAUAGCAGCUCAUCAGAUACAGAGCCAGAUGAUUCCAGUAGUAAUGCCCACGUUGAAAUUCAUAAUGAAACAUCAAAAUCUGUUUCCAGGAAUCUGUUUGGAGAUGAUCCAUUACCUGGGGGAUCAAGCAUACAACCAAAGCAUGGUAACUUCUUUGAAAACAAAACAUAUGGACAGAUUGAUGAUGAGGAUGGAAUGUCAGGAUGGGAUUCUGGGUCUGAUCCUGAAUAUGAAAAUGUAAAGAAAUCAGAACCCCCAAUACGUACCGAUAGUUUACAAGCUUCAACAGAACUUGUAAGUUACCCAAGUGCUGUUACAAACAAUUGGGAUUUAUCAGUAUCAGAGCCAAAACCUAUAAAAUUAAAGAAACCGUCUGGCGAAAAAGUGAGCACACUCUCUCGUACCAUUGAAUUUCAACUUAGUGGUCGAAAAAAAAAUAAAAUGGCUGGAGCUGUAGAUGUUAUGAGUGGAAUACUGACUACAUCUCAGAAUGCAGGGGGAUUAUUAGAACCUCCAGGGAGUUUACAGAGUACCCCUACUGGGAGUCAGCAGCAAAUACACAGUGUUAGUGAGUCUUCAAAUACAGUUCCCACAAGUCUUUGGGGUUCUGCAGAAGCAGUCAGUAAGGCUCACAGAUCAGGACUGAGACCCUCUACAAGUAAAGGCAACAUUACAUCAUGGGAUUCUGAGGAUGACCUGGAAAUUAGUGAAAUUGAAUAGGUGCUUGUAAUGGUUGUUUUAGAAGAAGGAUUUUGUGAUAUUCAUACAAAGUAUGAGCCAUUGUUCUAUAAAAUUCAGUUAUUUUCAGACUGGAAGUGAAAAAUUUUCUUUUGUGCUCUGUGUCUCUUUACAUAUCUAUCCUCUUUUGUGUAAUGUAAGGUAUUCCCCAAAUAGUAUGCAUUCCAAUUGUCUUGACAAUUAUAGUUCAUUCUCAUUUUCUGUACCUGUUCUGCCUUGGCUAUUUACCAACUCAUUUGACAGCAAUGUUAUGACUUGUACAUAAAGUUGGCAAAGGCUUCAGUUUACAUGUAAUACCUUUAUUGGUUUAUUUAUCUACCUAUACUUAGGAAGUAACAUAGCAGAGCUAAGUAAUCUUUUAUAUAUAUAUAUAGAAUCUUCUGGUCACUUUUUUACCAGAUACAUAUGCAACUGUAAUAGCCACAAUGCCCUCUUAACUUCUUGGAUUCUUUGCUCGUUUUUGUUACACUUGUCACUACAAAGCCUGAAGAUCCAAGUUCAAAGAAAUUUUUUUUAAAGAAAUUGUGAUGUCUGGUACCGGGAAACAAACCCAGGUCUCAUAAUCACAAAGAGGUCGCAUUGCCGACCUGACCACGAGAAGGACUAAAAGUCUACUCCCUCUCAUACAUACAUAUAUCUGUCGUUUUCAGAUAUACUUAUUUGAGCUGGAAUAGACCCAUCUUCACCAUCGUAGCCAAGUGGGCAAUCAUUUUUGUUGCUUUUUAGGCUGAAAUAUAUAUUUGUAAAAUCUACUGGUCACUUUUUUACCAGAUACAUAUGCAACUGUAAUAACCACAAUUUCCUCCCGGUACCAGACAUCACAAUUUCUUCAAAAAUUUCUUUGAACUUGGAUCUUCAGGCUUUGCAGUGACAAGCGUAUCCAAAAAAGAGCAAAGAAUUCAAGAAGUUAAGAGGGCAUUGUGGCUAUUACAGUCUUUUAUACUUUAAGUUUACAUGAUAUGCAUAUUUUCGCACUGCUUUGAAAUUAAAUAACAUCUGGCCUACUCUUUACUGGCACCAUCAAGACUGAGCAGAAAAUGUUUGUGCUUUAGUAGCCUUCCUUGUCUCAUAGUCAUAUUUCCUAAGAAAGGCAGCCUUCAGACAUUUGCCCUUAGGGUAGGGGGGUCAGAAAUGUAAUUAAAUGUAUAUCUUCUUUUUUUGUGUGUGUAGAUCCUGGAUCAGAAUCCAGUUGAGAGAUUUAAAUGCAGAUAAUUGUUCACAAGGUGUUUGAGGGUAAAGAAGAAUAAGGGGGGAUAUGCACUUCCUCUCCAUUAUUUGACUUUUGUUCAUCCUUUUUCUGUUAUAUUAGAAAGGUGUUGGAUUUUAGAAUGUCAGUGUGAGGUUUAAAGAUAAUAUUUCAAACAAAUUUUGUUUAAGAAAUUCAUAUUUUCUCUAAUAGCCUCAUGUUUUGGUUUUAAGUGGAUGACUGCAUUUUCUUUUAGUAAAAAGAUCGUAUUCUAUUAUAUAUUGUUAGAGAUUCCUUCUCAAGGGGGUAAGAUCCAACAUCUACUUGGAAUUGAUAUAUCUGUGCCUAGUAAGAGGGAAGGUGGAAGGAGAUCCUUGUGUAUGGAUAGUUUUAUUUAAAUUAUAAGAUACAUUUUUAAAAGUUUAUACUGUUUAUACCAUUGCUUUAAAGACCCUAAAUCUACCUUAGCACAAAAGCAACGGAAGCAGAGAAGCAGCUUUCCGACUCCUUGGUUAAGAGGGAACUGAUCCUGAAUAUUUCCUGCGUUCAUCCUAUGGAUUAUGCUUAAUCACUCAGAUUUCAAGUCUGUGUUAAUUUUUGGUAGCUUGGUAAUUCUGAUGCGGAAGCUGGAGGAUCUUCCAAUAAAAGGACUUGUCUCUCUUCUUAAGCAUGGUAGUUCAGAAGUUAAGGUCAUGGAAAGUUUAUGGAGGGUGAAGAGUCACUGGCUGUAUAUAAUGGAUGAUUUAAUGCGAGAGAGAGAAAAGUGAGCAUAAUGGUGAUUAACCUAAGAGUAACGGGCAGUACAUAAUGGAUGAUUUGAUGGGAGAGAGAGAAGAGUGAAGAUAAUGUUGAUUAACAUGAGGAUAAUUCAGUGCAGUUCACUGAUAUGUUUGGGAAAUGUUACUUUGAUAACUAAGUCCUGCUGAGAAACUUUCAUUUGGUGUUUGCAGAAAGACUUAGCAAGAUAGAGAAAAAAGAAACUCCUAAUAAUACCCUUUAUCAAAACUGCUAGAAGGUACCUAAAUUGGAGAAAGUCAACCAGUCAGGGAAGAUAGAGAGAUUAAAGAAUUCCCCUCUACAGUAAAGAUUAAAGAUUUCUGUUUACACUAUCACCUGCAAAAUCUUUCUCACCUGGCAUGAUACAAAUUCUGAAGACAUACCAGGUGGCCUUCAACCAGCAAGGUUAAGAAUCUGUUGGUUUUGAUAGAAUAUCUCAGGUUGUUGAAGGAGACUUGGUCACAGCAAUAAUCCUCUUUGAGAGUUUUGUCAGAAAGUGGGAGAGGUCUGUUUAACACCCCUACUAGAGCUUAUCAUGAAUGGUGACAGUCACUGAGGUUUCCAGAUGUCAUUUUUUGUCAUUUUUUGUUUGACUCAUGUCAAGAGACUGAAUGGAGUUGGUGUAAAUUUCCAGAACAUACCUACAGCGCAAUAAGUGACCCAUGUGUAGGAAGGAGAAGGAAGAAUAUAUAUGUAAUCAGCAAGUUUCUUUGUAAGUGAUGCUUCAAGCAGUCCAACAUUUACGGAUUAUCGAAUGUUCUGGAUUCUUUAAAAACCUUGGCAUAAGAACCAUUUGGAAACACACUUGGUGGUCCCUUCCCUGCUAAGGGAAUUAACCAAAAGGCUGUGAUAUCCCUGAACAAAGCUUGGAAUGAUUAUGAUGUUCCUGGACUUGGCCUACGGGAUAAUUAGAAGCUCUUAAGCUGCCAAGAAUUAUGGAUAAUUUACUCCUUGGUUCCUUAGGUAUGCAACCGCUGCUACAUUGUCUGAUAUGAAGGCUAGUUUAUGACCUCUGAACUGAUUAUAAAAACUCCCUGACCUAAAAGAACUGCCUUGAGUUCCAGAUGAAAGGUUUGGAAGCUCUGCCAUUUGCUUUUCAGAAGCUUUUAUCAAUAAGUUAGAUCAAUGGGCCUCCCAAGCUGCCAAAGAGGACUGCCAGAUCAGGAAAUAUGAUUAUAAGAGUUGGACAAGGCAGUUUGGAAGAUAGUGUGAUCAUGUAACCUUCAAAGCAGAAAGUUCUUACAGUUCAGAGAAAACAUAAUUUCCAAGUUCUUUGGAGUAGGGGGAGUUAAUUUAAUUGGAGUGGAAUGCUCUCAUGGUUAUUAAAUAUUUGUCCCCUUCAAAGAGAUUUUUGUGCUUAGGUGUGUACAGAAAUUUUUAAAAGUAAAUUUAGCUUGAUUUGUAUGUGCCUUGCAUUUUAUCAAUGUCUCUCUUCCCCCCAGUUUUAAUUUUACAUUACAUUAAUUUGAGAAUGAGGCUUCUGACCGAGGAAGGAGGUGAGGGUUUGUGGGUUAUUCUUUGCUUCAAAAGUGUUAAAACUCCUUGGAAGAGAAAGAAAGUCAUUACAAAUAAUUUUCCACAAUUAUGUUUAUGAAUAAAUAUUGAAAAUUAUUUGUAUUGUUUGCAAAUAUAGUAUUUACUGUACUUAUAAACAUAUUUGUUGAUAUUCCAUUUAUGAUAUCUAUCAUAGUAUAAUGGUGUAUCAUUGAGAAAAAAAUUCAAGGUCAAAUGCGUGGUGGGUUUAACUUUUGAGUACCAAAUAAAUAGGGUCUUGACAAUGGUUUGCAGCUAUAUAACAAAUUUUUUUUUUCAUGAAUUAAACCUUUUAAAACUAUUGUUUCAGAGUAGACACUAAUUCAGUUGCUGUGCAGUUUACUGUAGGAAUGCUAGAGAGAGGCUUAUAAGUGUGGACUGAUGGAUAUAUGUAUUUUCAGUUUUUUGUGUGGCAUUUUUAUGUUGAUAUGAAAGUGCUAAAUUGUGAGCAGUUUAAAUUUUAAAUUAUGCCAUAAGAAUAUGAAAAACCAAUCAAUUAGAUUUUUAUACCUUUGAAGUGAAAGAAUUAAUACAUAUAUUAAAAUGUAUCAUUAGUCCUUUGGAAUGCUGCAUUAAUCAUCAUGGAAGAGUAUAAAAAACUUUAAAUAUUCCAUCUUGAUUCUGUCAAAAAGACCUGUUAAUAUAUAUAAUUUAUCCAUAUCCCUGUAGCGAUAAUGAAUUAAUUCUUUAAACUGUUAACAUAUUUUUACUGUACAUUUGUCCUCCGGUAUUUGCAGGGUAUGUGUACCACACCCUACUGUGAAUACCAAAAAUCCACAAAUACCGAAUCCCACUAAAAAUGCUUAUAACUGCCAAUUUUAAUAGUUCAAACACCAAAGACCCACGUAUAAAAUGCUUAUACUAACUGCCUUUUUUAAUAGUUCAAACACCAAAUAUUCCUUAAACUAUCAUCUUAUAACAUUUAGUCACAAAAAUAAUAUGAAAAUAUGACAUUUUUGAAAAUAAAAUGUAUUUUUCCCGAACCAUACAAACCUGGAGUCCUUUACUUAGGAUAGAUUGCGUUCAGCUGAAACUACUGGCUAAACAUUCUUUUAUAUAUCGAGGUAGUAACUACCGGGCUGGUAGUUACCUGCUGGCAGUUGGGAAGCACCGCCUCCCCACCAGCUCACUGAGUUGUCACUUUGAUUACAGCCAGGACUUUGAUGAUGACCCCUGAAUCAAGGGAGUGGGUGUUUGGUAGGACCAUAUACAAGUAAAGGACUCCAGGUUUAUAUGGUUAGGGAAAAAUACAUUUUACUUUCAUAAAUGUCAUUUGUUCCUACACCGUAUACAAACCUUCCAUUCUUUACUUAGAAGACUCAUCCUAAGGUAGGGAUGGAAGUCCUUUCUCGUUGGCUGAGAAUGGAACCCGGGAUGUCAGGACUCUGGCUUAUAGCUCGGGGUCGUGGAUCCUUCACCCCGUGAGCCAUGGUAAAUGUGACCCGAUGGCUGACGGCCUGGGUAUCAAAGGCGUGAACGUAGAACUCUCUCUGGCAACCAAAACCAGGCUAUAUAAUCAUAAGGGGUUUGUUGGGUUGCAGCACAUUUCCCCUCAGAAAGGAGUGUGGAGACUGACUUCUGUGUGUCUACAGAAAAACCACUAGUCAGACAUGGAAUGAUUACCAGUAUUGAAAUCGGUGCUGGAGAACGGGUUUCGAUGCUGUGGCCCCAAGUAAGGGGAAAGGGUGAAAAGAAAAUAGGCCAGUCAUACUCUCACAUUCACCACCAGCCUGAUACGGAACCUUGAUUCGAUACUUCCGACCUCUGAGGGCAUGGAGGCAGCUAAACCACAUGCUGAGCGGCUACCACAGGACCAAGGUCAGUUGUGUCAAGGAAGCUGUGGGUACAGUCUCUAAGGUAGAACCUGGUGAAGGUGGAAGGGGGAGGCCAUGUGCCAGCUUCCAUCACCUGGCUAACGGAGAGGUUCUUCUUGAAGGCAAGAGAUGGGCUCAUUCCAUGCACAUCAUGAGCCUUCACUCGACCAGUACCAGCAAGUGGAAAAGAGGGAGGGGAGAGGGUACGGCAAAUCACCUCUCGAAUCCAAUGUGAAAUGGUAUUCCUCGUAACCCUCUUCUUUGACGGGCCUGUACUUACAGAGAUGUUGUAAGGUGGGUCGAGUAGUGCUGCUCCGUUGGAGAUAGUGCCUCAAUGUUCUCAGAGGACAGAGAAAUAGCUCAUCUGGGUCUUCGGUUACUGUGCUCAGGCUCAUAACCUGGAACGAAGCUGAAGCAGGCAUUGGUCCAGUGCUCAGUAUGAGUGACAGUAUAGGCUAGGCCAUGAAGCUCGCUGACUUGCUUGGAGGAAGCAAGGGCGAGAAGAAAAACCGUUUUCAGGGUGAGAUCCCAAUCAGAUGCCAGGGAUAACGGUUUAUACGGAGCUCUCUUCAAAGACCUGAGGACAGCAACGUGUCCCAGGGAGAAGGUUUGCCAAUACCGGAGUGCAACCCUGUUCAAAGCUUCAUAUGAGCAUAGAGAGUUCCUCCGAGGAAGAGAGAUCGAUUCCCUUCAGUCUGAGGACUUGGCUCAAGGCCAAGCGAUAGCCUUUUACCGUUGAGACCGAAGGAGCUUCUCUCUCCGGAGGUAGAGCAAGAAGUCGGCAAUCAAGGGGAUAGAGGCUCCAUGAGCCUCUCUUUGGGCCAAGUCUAUGUCAUUCAUUAUUUUGCUUUAAUUUUAGUCUUUCACGUAAAGCCAUAACAAGAUUAGGUACAACAGUUUCCAGUUUUUGUUAUUUGAAUACUACAGUUGGUUUCUUCAUUUAGUGUUUGUAUUUAUGUAAUGCAUGUUCAACAUUAUGCAAUGUAUUUUUCUUAGGUUGUUAUUAUUGCCUUCACCAAGGGUAUGUUUUUACUGCUGCAUUUAUUUGUGUAGUUCUUGUGUUAACCUCAUCUAAUGCUCCAUGUUGUACCUAUCUGUAAAUAUUAUAUCAUGAGUUCUUCAUAACAUCAUUUUUGUGUAAAGGUUUGAAUAAUAAUGACUUAAAUACAUAUUUUAUUAAUUACUUCCACCAAGGAAUCCAUGAUUGUGAUUCAGUUUAUCUGAGUGGUAGCAUGAUUACAUAAAAGAAUGCAUGGAUUCUUAAUGAAAUUUUACCAAUGGUGGACCUUGUUAGUUGCAAGAAGCGUUUAGAUUGUUUCAGAUUUAAUUAUUACUUUGCAGUCAGCAAUAAGUGAUUAGGUUUGGGAGAGAGGAAUUUAAUUUGGGGUAGAUGCUGGAUUGCUCAGCAUGGCAGAGGUUUAUGGUCUUGAGUGUAGACAAAAAUAUUACUUAAAUAUUAAUACAUUUUGAAAAUUAUUAGAAUGCAUUGUCACCAUUCUAGUCCAAUGUAAGAAAGAUGUUAUUUUGUAAUCCACCAUUGGAAUUAAAUAACUCUAUGAAAUUAAACUAGGCCUAAGAAUUAGAUAUGUCCAGAAAAAUCUCUGCUUAGCUGCAGACACUGCACUCUCUUUAGGUGACUUGAGAGGUUUGAAAUUUUAAUCUAUGCGAGGAAUUUAAAACUGCAAAGUAAGCAAUAAAAUUAAUAUUUCAGAUGAAAUCAUGCAUACUUCUUUACCAAGCCUUAGACAUGAGCUAAACUUGAUGAAAAAUUUUUUUCAUGCAAAACACCAUCAAAAGAAACAGCACAAAUUGCACUUACCUUUUUUAUCAAGUCUGCAGCCCCAAAUAUAAUUCUGCUCAAACAUAAUCUCUGACAAUUGAAGCAUGCAUAAUUCGCCCUUAUUUUUUUUCUUUGUUUUUUUCUUUUAUGUUUUACCACACAGGGAUUACAUAGAAGUUGUACCUUGAAAGGUUUUUGGUGCACGAUGCAAAUAUUGGUCCAGCAAAUGACUGUAAAGAGAAAUUAAUUAGAACCUAGGGUUGGACAAAAAUUGAGAUGUAAGUGAAAAGUGUUUUUACUUUAUUCUUCAAUUAAGACUUUUGAUGGAAAAUAUCAGUAUGUAACUUUUUAAUUAUAUUUUUCUUCAUACUUCAUAGUACGUAUUACAUAACAAAACUGUGAAUUGAUGCAUCAUUGUUUAGUUAAAGUAAACUUAAUAUUUUAAUAUCGGUCAAUGAACAAAGCUCCCCUACUUUAUUUUAAUGUUUAGAUUUUCUGCAUUAGCAUAUAUCAAGGAUAUUUUAUAGUAGAUACUAGUGUAAUAGUAAUGUAUGGUUAAACAGAAAUAUGGCAAUUUUUCCAAGUUACUACUACAAAAAUAGACCAUUUUUAGCAUGUAGACUGAUGGAAUUUGUAUUUAUAAUACUUUCCGAGACAUGUUAGAAAGAACUUGUUUGUAUGGUUGAUUUCAAGUAGCGAAAGUUGAAGUGUAUUGAAUAACUUGUCAUGAAAUGACUUUUCCCAAUCCUAAGUACCCUAAAUUUUGUGUUCUUCUGAUGGAAGAAUUUUCAGCAUCGUAGUGCUUAAGGUAAUAUUUUUUGAAGUUGACACUACUUUUUGUGAGAAGAUGAUUUUUCAGCUCUCUUCAUUAAAACAUGUUAGGUUAAUUGUUUUGGUUAAUAAUAUAUAUACUGGUGGACAUUGUUGGUUGCUUUUACUGCAUUAUAAAUUUGAUUCUUAUAUUUAUGUACAUGUGGUACAAAUGACUCAUUGCAAUUUAGCAUGAUUGUUGUUAAAAGCAUGCAACUUUGACACUAUUUGUGCCAAGGAGUAGUUAUUUACCAAAGGUUUAACCACUUAUUACAUUGCUUCAAGCUUCUAUGUUAUUAUAAGGAAAGAAAUUCUUGUACAGAUAAUGCAAAUUUGUAGUUUUUGCAACAUGUAGAGAAAUUAUAUAUAUCAUGGAUUAAUACCUUUUUGGAAAAUGAAGUAAGUUUUUGUGAGAUGAAGUACUUUAAUUAUGGAAAGAUGGGAAUAGUACACUAUAGCUUCAUAUAAAGAACAAAAGAGGAUAUAAAUAAGAGUUCUGCUGUAUUGACUGUUGACUGAAUGUUUUGCAUUGCUUUGAAACACUGUAAAUUACCGAUUGUAAAGAAAAUGAUUGGUACAGAUAUGAUAUUUUUUUAAUAAAAUAAGGUUUCAUAUAUACUUACCAAGCAAUUACAUUGCUGAAAGCUUACUACCAUGGCAGUUGAAAAUUCAAAUUUUGGUGGCGGGGCUGCCAUUGUUAGUGUAGGUGAACGUGACCCGCCCACUUUUGGGAACACCUGGUACUGGUGAGCAGAUGACCAACAAUUUGUUGAGCCGCAAUGUCCAUCUGUGGGGAGGAAGGAGGGGUCUGAUUAUGUAACUGCUUGGUAAGUAUAUGUGAAACAUUAUUUUAUUAUAGAAAUAUAAUUUUCACAUAAGUUUCACAUAAUAAGGACUUACUAAUUAAAUUACAUAGCUGAUUCCACAUUAACUGGGAGGGAAUAUGGAUGAUUAAUCUCCAAAACAUUAAAAAAUAAAAUUGCUAGCAUUAAUAAAAAAAUGCUUGCUUUACCUUACCUGGUGACAACGUAGCUGCAGGUGAGUACUGCCUCUGGUCAGUGCUCUCUUCACCUGUAGGAGAUGUGGCGGUAGUGGCCACGAUUGUCCCCUACUCAAGUGGGGCUUUGUAACCAUGGAGGUUCACCCUUGGUUAACAAAGUAAAACAUACAAAAUUGCCUUUGCCCUUGGUGAAGACCAGAAUAAAAUACAACACCUUCACCAACACUAAACCCCUCCCCCCAAAAAAAACACAACAGUAAACAUAGAAUACAAACUGGAGGAUACUCUGGGUACUUCUUACCCCCAGACUUCCCAAAAGCUUGACAUCAGUGGAACCUCUACAUACGAAAACUUUCAGGUUACAAAAGCAGACGGAAGAUUUUUUUGCUUUUGUGUACGAAAAUAAUUCAGGUUGCAAAAGGGUAAAGUCCGAGAUUCGCCCGGGCUGCUGAGAACAAUUUUAAAACUGGCGCGCUGCCAACUCAGUAGACUCGUCACCAUCCUCCCACUCUCCCAUUGGUUCCUGAUGCCAUUCACUGCCGUAAGAUCCUGCUCUCCAUUUGGUCAGCAUCUGUCCCAUCAUGCCUCUAUGUAAAGGCGUUCCUUGACCAUUUUUUGCGGCAGCGUUAUCAUAAACAUAUGGAAUUUGUUUGUUCACAUAUAUUUUGUUUGUUAACGUAAAUUCGCAUUAGUGAUUUCGCUUUCGUUGUAAUGUAAGUUACUUUAUCGUGUUGUGUGUGAACUUAAUGACUUACGUUAUUAGCCAUGGGUCCCAAGAAUGUUGCUGAAUUUCAUGCAAAGAAGAGGAUGGCUUUCUAUGGAGACAAAGAUGGAGAUAAUCAAGAAGUGUUAAUGUUUUUUGCCAUUUGUUAAUGUGUUUUGUAAAGUUUAGUGUUAAUGUUUUCUGCCAUUUUUUAAUGUGUUUCAUAAAGUUAAGUGUUCAUGUUUUCUGCCAUUUGCCCUACCCCUCUGUUGCCACUUUCAGACAUCACCUCACUCGAAAGGUAAGGGUCCACAUUUUACUACAUACGUAUGUAAGUGUACACACAGUAUUUCUUGUACCCUGUACACUAAUACACUUUAUUUACAGGUACAGUAACGAUUAGGUUAAGUAUUGAAUGGCCCAAAUUGUUGUAUUUCAUUGUUUAUUGGUCAAUUUAGCUUUAUUAUAAAAUUUACUGUGGUGUUUUUGUAGGGCUUGGAACUAAUUAGGCAAUUUACAUGUAAAACGUAGUUCUGGAUACAAAAAAUUCAGGUUACGAAGGCCACUUCGGAAUGGAUUAAUUUCGUAACCUGAGGCACUACUGUACCUGAAAACAAGGUGAGGAGACAGUAGAGAGAUAGAAGACCCCCUAUGCGUCCUUUCCCAACACUAUACCAGCCUUGGAUAAUGGCCCCAACUUACUACAAUUUUGAAAGCUGCUUCUACAUCCUUCAAAUAGUGCAACACAAACACUUACUUGGAUCUCCAGUAGGUGGCGUGAAGUAUAGAUUACAAGGACGUUACGUUGAAAAACUAACGACAUGGCUACCGCUCGUACUUCGUGAGCCUUAACUUUAAGGAGAGAGAUAUUCUCUUUCGUACUUGCGAAUGCACUUCUACGAUCAGACUUCUCAAGAAGAAAGAAAAAGAGCUUUUGGAGAGUGGUUGAGAAGGAUCCCUCACCAAACCCCAAAGGUGAAUAGAUGGCCCUCUUAUCUUAGUCUUUUAAAGAUAGUAUCUAAUUGCUCUCACAGGACAAAGAAGCCUCUCCUCCUCUCCUGGUCCUAGAAUUUCAAUUAGGUUUAUAAUGACAAAGAGUGAGGCCAGGGUUUGGAUGGGUCUUCAUUCUUUGCAAGGAAAUCCCCAACAAAAGGGCACACUGCAUCACCUUGAACAAAACCCACGUUUCUCUCCAUUGCUUGGAUUUCGCUUAUCCUAUUAGCUGUAGCUAAGGCUACUAAGAACUUUUUCGUAAGGUUCUUGAGAGAAGUCGAGCGCAUUGGUUCAAACUGUGAAGUAGAAAGCCACUUCAUCACUAUGUCCAGGUUUCAAGAGACAUCCCCAAACUUCUCCAAUUUUUUAAGCUUUUGGUAAGAUCACUAAUACAGGCAGUCCCUGGUUAUUGGUAAUCCAGUUUUAUGGUGCUUGUCUAGUGCCGAAAAGCGCUAGUUUCCGGUCAUUGGCACCUGAUACAUAUCUAUCAGAGGCACCAUUAACCAAUUAUCGGUGCCAAACUCUGAUUAUUAGGGCCGAUAAGCAUGAAAAUUGCUGAUUUUUGGUUAUUGCCAGUUUUCACUUAUCAUCAAGCCAUCGGAAUGGGACCCCCGCCGAUAACCAGGGACUGUUUGUAUCCUGGUUUACAGAUAGAUCAAAUCCUCUGUGCUUGAACGCCAAGGAUAACAUGGAUCUGUAGCCCCUGAUGGCAUUAGCUUCCUCAUAUCCCCAAGGAACCGCAAAAAAUCAGCUAUUUGAGGUACAACAGUCUCAGAAGAAGAGACAUGAUUCUGGCUGCAAAAAAUUCUGAAAAUCCUCCAUUUUGAUUGGUAGAGCUUGCAAAAAGAAGCUCUUCUGCAUCUUGCAAUAGCUUCUGCCGCUUGUCGAAAAAAUCCUUUUGCUCUGACCAUGCUCCUGACAGUCUGAAGCCUGUCAGGGCCAGAGCCGACAACCCUUGAUGGAACCUGUCAAAAUUGGGUUGUCUGAGAAGCAACCGUCUUUGAGAAAGAAGUCUGGGGAAGUCUACAAAAAACUGAAGAAGGUUUAGGAACCAUUCCUUCCUGGGCCAGAAUGGAACCACCUGAGUCAUCAACACAUUCUGAUGUGGUAUGAACUUGAUGAGGACUUCUUUGAUUAGACCAAAGGGAGGAAGGGCAUAUGCGUCCAGUCCUGUCCAAUCUAGUAGCAUUGCAUCUGUCUUCCAAGCUUGUAGAUUGGGAACGGGGGAGCAGAAAUUGGAGGAUGAUUGUUCCUGUAGGGGGCAAAGAGGUGUAGUACAGCCGAUUUGCCCCAUAACCUCCAAAGUUUCUGGCAAACUUUUGCAUUUAGAGUACAUUCUGUUGGUAGAAUUUGGUUGGAACGACUCAAAUCAUUUUGUUCUUCCACCCAAAGCAGAAGGUCUUCGAGCACUUUGUUGUGGGAGAAGGAGUGAGUCCUCCCUCUGCUUGUGGACAUACAAAAAAGAUGUAGUGUUGUUCGUAUAGAUUGCCCCAUUUCUCCUGGAGACUAUUGGAGUGAAGGCUUGAAGUCCUAGAGAAAAUUGCCUUCGAUUCUUUUACAUUGAUGUGGAACAUCUUCUGAUGAUCUGACCACAGUUCUGAAACUCUGAUCCCCCCGCAGAGCUCCCCAACCCAAGUCCGAGGCAUUGUAGUAGAUCUCUAGGUUGGGGUUCAAAGGAACUAGGAAGUAUUGUAGUGGUCUCAUGCAGCAUGCCCAUUCACAAAAGAAUCCACUGAUACCAGGGUUCUUAGCAGACUCAUCCACUUUAGGGCUGAACAAGACAGAAGGUUCAGGAACUCUUGAACUGUCUGUAAGCACAAAUCCACUCUCUUUGGGGAGUGAAAAACCUGACAAACUUGAGAGUCGAGAAUCAUCCCCAAAUAAGAAUC